Molecule: messenger RNA, 4779 nt
Organism: Cryptosporidium ubiquitum
Lineage: Eukaryota; Apicomplexa; Conoidasida; Eucoccidiorida; Cryptosporidiidae
Product: canalicular multispecific organic anion transporter
Exons: 1
Coding region: 1-4779 (1592 amino acids)
Biological process (GO): transmembrane transport
Cellular component (GO): membrane
Molecular function (GO): ABC-type transporter activity; ATP hydrolysis activity; ATP binding
Source: RefSeq, a predicted model, not a curated record
AUGGAAACAGGAAAGAAUGAAAAAGGAAACAUAAAACAGGAUUUCCAGGCCAACUAUGGCACUGUGUCUGGGGAGUAUGCUAAAACUAAGUCAAAAUCUCCCGGGGUAACUCCCGAAGAGAGCGCAAAUUGGCUGUCAAAGCUAACUUUUUCUUGGUUUACUGAGAUUAUGGACAAGGCUUAUAGCUCAAAUCUAGAAUACAAUGAUUUUUUUGACCUUCCAGACUACGAUACUCCAGAAUUUAAACUUUCGGAUUUCAACAAGUACUGGGAAAGAGAGCUUAAUAAGUGUAAGAUUUUACCCAAAAAUGAAAAAGAGAAACACCAAAAUGACUUGGAAUCCGCAAGAUUAGUUGAGUCUGUUGAAGGUAAUCAUGUUAAGAAUGGUUCUGGUAAAAAACCUUCUUUAAUUUAUGUCCUAAUUAUGACAUUUAAGUGGGAAUUACUUGUCAUUUUCUCCUUAGUAGUCCUGGCAGACACAUGUUUGCUUGCUCAGUCAAUAGUUUUAAGAAAACUCCUAUUGUGUAUGCAAAAUCCUAAUCAAAACUUCGUUGAAGGCAACUCCUCACUCACAUAUUUGUUUAAAACCUUGGGAUUAGAAACUGGAGAUGUUAAUCUUGAAAUACUCCAGAGAGGGAUGUACCUGGUUAUCCUAAUGACUGUUUUAACUAUAUUAUUUCCAAUGUUGAAGCAACAAGAGUACCGUUUAGUGACUAAUUUAGGGAGAUAUUCCAAGUCCCUUGUUUCAGGAGUUUUGUACAGGAAGCUUUUAAUGAUGGAUUCUUUUGAAUUUAAUAUGCCGUCCCAAAACAAAAAGCAGUCUGGUAAUUCUUUAAAUUCUAGAAACAAGAAUAUUCAAAGCUCUGAGAAUCCUGGGACAGCCCAUAACUUCAUCAACUUAAUGGGAAAUGAUGUGUUUAAACUUAGCAGACUCAUAUCUGCUCACUUAUUCUAUUCUGCUACCUUUCUGUUGGUUGCUCUUACAUUCUGUCUUUACUCACAACUUGGAGUCUCAGCUCUGUUUGGGAUUUCUGUUGUUAUUGCUAAUAUGCUUAUUAGUGUCAUAGCUCUACACUUUAGAGCUCUUGAAAGGAAGCCAUACCUUGUAUUCCAAGAUCAAAGAAUAAGAUUUACUAGUGAAUGUUUGUCUUACAUGAAGAUUAUCAAGUCCUAUGCCUGGGAAGAGUGCUUUACAGAAAGAAUCACCAAUUGCAGAAAUGAUGAAAUUAAGAGUCUUCUUAAACAAGGAAAAUACAGAGCUUUGUCUAUGGGAAUCUACAGUACCACUAUGCAGGCCACAUUGGUUACUUCCUUAGUAUAUGUUUUGAUGGGAAACAAACUUGACCCAGCUACAGUAUUUUUUGCUGAAGGUUUAUUUGAAACUUUAAGCUCAGUAUUAUCUUGUUUUCCUUUUUCUUACUCUUCAUUCCAUGAUAUUAUCAUGGCAUCUAAUAGAAUUAGAGAUUUUCUCGUCAUUUCAGAACAAAAAAGAGUAGACAAGGUCACAAAACCAAUUCAAGGUUUUCAAAGAUCUAAAAUCAUAGAGAUUCAAGAUGACGAAAUUCAGAGAUCUAUAAAUAAUAUGAAAGGAUAUGUUAAGUUUCAGAAUGUCAGGCUUCAUUGGCCAGAUGGUAACCUUAUGCUUAGGGAUGUAUCUUUUGAGGUCAAAUCUGGAGAGAUUGUUGCUAUCAUUGGUUCAAUUGGUAGUGGAAAGACUGGUUUAUUAUCAGCCAUUAUUGGAGAAAUCUCUCCAUCCAGUGGUCAAGUUAUUAAAAAGGGAAAGCUAGCUUAUGUAGCUCAAAUACCAUGGGUUCAAACAGGGUCAAUCCAAGAGAAUAUCCUUUUUGGGACUGAAAUGGAUCCAGAAUGGUAUGAUGCAGUUAUUAAAGCUUGUGCUCUUUGGAUGGAUUUUCAAAUUCUUCCAAAUGGAGAUCAAACAUUUAUUGGAGAGAAGGGAAUCAACUUAUCUGGUGGCCAGAGACAAAGAAUUAGUCUAGCUAGAGCAGUUUAUCAGAAAUCAGAUGUAUAUGUUUUGGAUGACUGUUUAAGUGCUGUAGACAGCCAUGUUGCAGCUCAUAUAUUUAAGAAUUGUAUAUGUGGACUUUUAGGUGAGAAAUGUGUGAUCCUUGUCACUCACAAAUUGGAUAUAAUUCCAAAUGUAAACCGAGUUAUCCUAUUUGAUGCAGAAAAGAAGAAACAAUUAUAUGUUGGUAACCCCUUGGGUCUCUCAAAACUACCAAGUUUCACCUUACAAAACAUUUCCUUUGAAUCUUUACAAUCUGCAGAAGAAGAAGGGUUUGAUACUGAGAUUGAAGGAUCAAAGCCAUUUUAUAGCCAGGUAUUUGGAAAUUUAGACAAACCUCAACCUAGAAAUUUACCUCUUAGAGGGUUUCCUUCUAGUUUGGCUACAGACUCUGAUAGAGAUAAUGAGAUUACCAAUACACAUAAUGUAUACAACAGACCCAUUACUACUCCUAAGGACUGUUCUCAAUUGGGACCAGAUGACUCAGAGACUGGCAAGAUUGUUGAUGACGUAGUUGCUGUGGAUCUUUUGGACGAGCUUGUCACAAAGGCUGAAAACUCUGUCCCAAGUACUCCCAAGAUAACAACAGAAGCCCCUUAUAAAGAGGUCAUUCUUUCAUCUAAAUCUGGAAGGGGUCACCAAAAGUCAAAGAGAAAGACUGGAAUUAAAGGAAAUAAUAGUGAAAAUACUUUAGAGAGUCAAAAACACUCUAAGAAGGAAUUGGCUACAUCCAAUGGACAGAUAAUAACUUUGGAUGACCACAACAAUGUUUCACCAUAUCUAAAGGCCAACAAAGUUGGUUUCAUUAAGGGCCGUACAGCAUCAAUUAGGACUAGUGGAGAAAAACUUAGAUUUCAUUAUAGAAGAGAAAGUGAUUCUCACUUUAGUGAAGGUUCUAUGGAUUUCCUACAGAGAAAUUCAAAUGAUAGAUUAGUAUCUGGUGGAGGAUUGUUCAAGACACAGAAGAGGAACAAUGUGGUACAAGAAGAAUCUAUUGAAUUGGGUAGUGUGUCCAAAAGAACUUAUUUUGAAUAUUUCUUGGAAUGGGGAAUACUCAAUAUGCUUGGAAUCCUAUUUUGUCAUGUUAUUUCGGGGUUCAUUUUUUCAAGGAAUAUGUUUUGGUUAGCAAACUGGACUGGAAGAAAUGAAAACUCUGAUCCUUCAACCAUAUCUAACUCAUCCUCAAUCUGGAAGGUUGAUGUGUUUAUAUACAUUAUCCUUAUUAUUUUCUAUAUUAUUUCCCAUAUUACUUCUACCUUAUUGGUAAGGAACGGAGGAAUUAAUGCAUCAAAAGCUUUUCACGAGAAGUUAUUAAACAGACUUAGAUACACUAAACUGAGUUUCUUCGAGUCUACUCCUAUAGGUCAGAUUUUGAACAGAUUUACAGGCGACCUUACUAACUUAGAUGAUUCUCUUCCUCGAAAUAUAGGUGAUCUUUUGGUUGCAACUGCCAAGGUUAUUGUCAUCACAAUUUCUAUAUCUAAGGUUGUCUCAAAGUUCUUGAUUUGUAUUCCGAUUUUGGCUUAUCUAUUCUUUCAGGUAUCCAAAAAAUAUGCUCCUAUGCUUAGACAAAGCGAAAGAUUUGCAGCUAUAUUUGCUGCUCCCAUUCUGUCUCAUACAGUAGAUACUAUUGAUGGUUUAACAACUAUCAGAGCUUUUAAUGCUCAGGAAAGAUUCAUCAAAAAAAUGGAUGAUGCGAUUAGGGUAGAAGCUCGAAUCAGGUACCACGCUGGAACAGCUUAUAGGUGGUUGUUUGUUAGGCUUGAAAUUAUGGGAUGUAUUGCAGUCUUUACAGCUGGGACUUUAGGAGUUAUUUCUGUUGCUUAUGAUCCAACUACUGCUGGGAUGUUUGGAGCUGCUAUGACUUUUGCUCUAUCAGUUUCUAGUUGUCUCAACUUUGGAACUAGGGUUCUUGGAGAAAUUGAAGGAGUUAUGGUAGGUUUAGAGAGGAUCAGAGACUACACAGUAUCAACUCCUCUAGAAGCCAUGCCCAUUUUGGAUAAGUUUAGACCUCCUAAGAACUGGCCAAAUGAAGGUAGAAUUGAAUUUGAUAGCUUGGAACUACGUUAUAAGCCUGAAACACCACUUGUAUUAAAUGGUAUUAGUUGCAAUAUCCAACCAGGAGACAAAGUUGGAGUGGUUGGAAGAACUGGAGCUGGUAAGAGUAGUAUUUUCAUUUCUAUUCUUAGACUUGUAGAGGCAGAAAAAGGAUGUAUCAAGAUUGAUAAUAUAGAUAUAUCCUCUAUUGGUACUUUUGACCUUAGAAGCAGAAUUUCAAUCAUACCUCAGGACCCAAUUAUCUUUUCUGGGACUAUAAGAUUUAAUCUAGAUCCUUUACAACAAUAUACUGAUGAUCAGAUAUACCAAGCUUUAAAGAGUUCUCAUUUGGAUUCUUAUGUCUCAAAUCUUUCUUUAGGUCUAUAUACAGUACUUGAUUCAGGAGGACAAAUUUUGAGUGCAGGCCAAAAACAGCUUCUUUGUCUUGCUAGAGCAUUAUUGAGACAAAGCAAAGUAGUUUUAUUGGAUGAAGCAACAUCCUCUGUUGACUCUCAUACUGAUUCUCUUAUACAGAAGACAAUCCGAGCGGAGUUCCAUAACUCUACUAUAUUGGCAGUUGCACAUAGAGUUCAGACUGUAAUUGAUUACGACAAGAUCAUGGUUUUGGACUCUGGGAAGAUUGUUGAAUUUGACCAUCCCAAUUUAUUGCUCUCUAAUCCCAACAGUAUAUUUUACUCUCUAGUUCAUGGUGACCACUAA